AUGGCCGAAGAUGCCUCUUCACACAAGAUGGUAACAACAAAUCACAGGCGCAGUCGCACCAAAUUCACAGAAGAUCAAUUGAAAAUCCUCAUCAAUACCUUCAAUCAAAAGCCUUACCCAGGUUACGCUACCAAACAAAAACUUGCUUUAGAAAUCAAUACAGAAGAGUCCAGAAUCCAGAACUUUCCACCUAGAAGGAACCUGGGACAAGACCCUCUCAGGAGGAGUCAGUGGGAUCGAAAUUGGAUGGAGAGUAGAGAAGCCAGACGGUGUCGUACCACCUACAGCACCUCUCAAUUACACACUCUCAUCAAGGCGUUUGUGAAAAACCCAUACCCUGGGAUUGACUCCAGAGAAGAACUUGCUAAAGAAAUCGGUGUUCCAGAGUCAAGAGUCCAAAUUUGGUUCCAAAAUCGAAGAUCUAGAUUACUUCUCCAGAGAAAAAGGGAACCUGUGGCUUCCUUAGAACAAGAAGAGCAGAACAAGAUUCCUGAGGGACUGCAAGGUACAGAAGAUACACAAAAUGGCACCAACUUCAGUAACGACUCUCGUUUCUCUGAAGCCAGAACGUGGUGA
Molecule: messenger RNA, 576 nt
Organism: Cercocebus atys (sooty mangabey)
Lineage: Eukaryota; Metazoa; Chordata; Mammalia; Primates; Cercopithecidae
Gene: DUXA
Product: double homeobox A
Exons: 6
Coding region: 1-576 (191 amino acids)
Molecular function (GO): DNA binding
Source: RefSeq, a predicted model, not a curated record